Molecule: messenger RNA, 8406 nt
Organism: Sphaeramia orbicularis (orbiculate cardinalfish)
Lineage: Eukaryota; Metazoa; Chordata; Actinopteri; Kurtiformes; Apogonidae
Product: plexin-A2-like
Biological process (GO): semaphorin-plexin signaling pathway; regulation of cell migration
Cellular component (GO): semaphorin receptor complex; plasma membrane
Molecular function (GO): semaphorin receptor activity; protein binding
Source: RefSeq, a predicted model, not a curated record
GAGAGAGAGAGAGAGGGAGAGAGAGAGGAGAGAGAGAGGCUGUGGAUGCGCGGAUAUUGUUAUGUGGCAGCCUGUUACAGAAAAUGAUCAAUCCCAGAGAGAAGAGGGUGACUUGAUCCAGUCUCAUUCUGAUCGGCUCCAGGGGAUGAGAUGAGAAGCCCACUGCUGUCCAGAUGACUUUACAUCCACCUCCUUACAUUAUAAAUUAACCGGCACACAGUGAAUCUCGGUGUAUUUGACAUCACAUCCACAGUCUGAGAGUGACUGAGGCGCAGGACGUUUCCAUCUCCAAAAAAAAAAAAAAAAAAAAAAAUCCUGUCGAAAUAACCGGAUCUGCUCUUCUCAUGAAUGAGUCUCCUCUUAUUUCAAGAAUGAUGUGAAGAUCACUGCAGAAGGACCAGAUUGCUCUCAGCUCCGCUCAUCUUUCUCUCUGCUAUCCUGCUUUUUGUUGACACACUAUCCCACCUGUUUUGUCUCAGAGAGCUAUUUUUUCGAGCCCCGUGGGGAUGGGAACGUGCUUGGAUAAAGGAUGGACUUAUUUCGGUGUCACUAAAGGUCAUGGUCCACUAAAAGUCAUGUCAUGGCCCCUGGCACUGUGGCUAUUGACUCUAAUCUCUGUGCAUCAAAAGACGACUAUGGGACAGACUCUGAACACCUUCCAAUCAGAGAGGAAGGAGUGGUCGCUGAACCACCUAACUGUGCAUCAGUCCACUGGGGCUCUGUACGUCGGCGCCAUCAACAGAAUCUACAAGUUGUCGACAAACCUCACCCUGCUCGUGUCCCAUGACACAGGGCCGGAGUAUGACAAUAAAGCCUGUUAUCCUCCGCUGAUCGUCCAGCCGUGCUCGGAGCCCUUAGCAUCAACUGACAACGUCAACAAACUGUUGCUCAUCGACUACUCACACAACCGGCUGCUUGCAUGUGGCAGCCUCUAUCAAGGCGUUUGUAAAUUGAUGAGGUUAGAUGACUUGUUCAUCCUUGUGGAGCCCACACAUAAGAAAGAACACUAUCUGUCCAGUGACAACCAGACAGGGACCAUGUUUGGUGUAGUUGUGCCCUCACAAGGUCAAGAUGCUACCUUAUACAUCGGCACAGCGGUUGGCGGCAAGCAGGACUACUUCCCAACCAUCUCCAGCCGCAAGCUACCUCGUGACCCAGAAUCCUCUGCUAUGUUGGACUACGAACUUCACACCGAUUUUGUGUCAUCUCUCAUUAAAAUCCCCUCAGACACACUCGCACUCGUCCCACACUUUGAUAUCUACUACAUCUACGGCUUCGCUAGCGGCAGCUUUGUCUACUUCAUGACCGUCCAGCCUGAGACGCCUGAGAAUGGGAUGCCGGCUGGUGGCUCCCCCGGCGAUCUGUUUUACACCUCUCGCAUCAUUCGCCUCUGCAAAGGUGACAAAAAGUUCCACUCCUAUGUGUCACUUCCUGUGGGGUGCGUUCACAGAGGUGAGGAGUACCGUCUGCUGCAGGCCGCAUACCUGUCAAAGGCCGGCAGAAUUCUGGCCAGGUCUCUAAACAUCAGCGCCCAGGAGGAUGUGUUGUUCGCAGUGUUCUCCAAGGGGCAGAAGCAGUACAACGACCCCCCAGACCACUCUGCCCUGUGUGUUUUCACCAUCCAAGACAUCAACACACGCAUCAAGGAGCGGCUACAGUCCUGCUACCAGGGGGAGGGGAAUCUGGAACUGCACUGGCUGCUGGGAAAAGAUGUGCAGUGCACCAAAGCGCCUGUUCCCAUCGAUGAUCACUUCUGUGGCCUGGAUAUAAAUCAACCCCUGGGGGGCUCCCAGCUGGUGUCGGGUCGGACUGUGUUCACCGAGAGCAGGGACAGACUGACCUCUGUCACCUCUUAUGUCUACAAUGGACACAAUGUGGUCUUCAUGGGCACCAAGACCGGGCGGCUAAAGAAGAUCAGGGUGGACGGUCCUUUGGAGGAGGGAGUUCUGUACGAGACAGUGACUGUGAUGAAGGAUGCCCGCCCCAUCCUCCGGGACAUGGCCUUCUCACUGGACAAGAACUCUCUCUAUGUCAUGUCUGACAAUCAGGUGGCUCAGGUUCCUGUGGAGGCCUGUGAACAAUAUGGCACAUGUGCUGAGUGUUUAAGCUCUGGGGAUCCGCACUGUGGCUGGUGCGUCCUGUUUAACAUGUGCUCGAGAAAGGAUCGGUGUCCCAGGGCAGAUGAGAGCUUCCGUUUCGCCACUGACAUUGACCGCUGUGUGAAGGUUAUCUCUCACCCGGACAGCAUUGCUGUAUCAGCACAUAGUGUCCCACUCCUGCUGGAGGUGAAUAACGUCCCUGACCUCUCUGCUGGAAUCACCUGUUCAUUUGGCCAGCAGGCCCAAGUGGAGGGUCAUGUCAAAGGGAACAGGGUGAUGUGUCUGUCUCCAGCAGGGAAGGAGGCCCCUCAGAUACCAGAGGGACAAGACUGGGCCGGGGUAGAGCUUCGUCUGAACUCAAAGGAGACCGGUCAAAUGGUUGCUAGCACGGAAGUGAAGUUCUACAACUGCAGCACACAUCGAACGUGUCUGUCGUGUGUAAACAGCACUUUUCGGUGCCACUGGUGUAAAUACCGCAACCUGUGCACCCAUGACCCCAGCAGCUGUUCUUUUCAGGAAGGCAGAGUCAAUGCCUCCGAGGACUGCCCUCAACUUCUUAACUCCAGGGAGAUUCUCAUUCCGGCCGGUGAGGUCCGUCCCAUUACUCUGAGAGCCCGAAACCUUCCGCAGCCGCAGUCGGGUCAGCGAGGCUACGAGUGCGUGGUGCACGUGCAGGGUGUCAGCCACCGUGUCACAGCGCUGCGCUUCAACAGCACCAGUGUGCAGUGCCAGAACAGCUCGUACAUGUACGAGGGUGUGAAGAUCAGUGACCUGGCAGUGGACCUCUCUAUCGUAUGGAACGGCAAUUUCAUCAUCGACAAUCCUGAGAAGAUUAAAGUGCACCUCUACAAGUGCAGCGCUCAGCGGGACAGCUGUGGCAUGUGUCUGCGGGCUGAAAGGAAGUUUCAGUGUGGCUGGUGUAGUGGUGAAGGCAGAUGCACCAUGAAGCAGCACUGUCCUCCCAUCUCCCCCUACGCGAGCCGGUGGCUGGACCUCUCUGCCAGGAAUGUCAAGUGUACCAACCCACGCAUUACUGAGGUGAGCCCCGUGGCAGGACCUCUGGAGGGCGGAACAUUGGUCACUAUCCAGGGCCUGAACCUGGGUCUGUCCUUCUCAGAGCUGGAAGGCAACGUGGAUGUGGCUGGGGUACCGUGCACCCCCCAAGAGGAGGGAUACAUCACUGCAGAACAGAUUGUUUGUGAGAUGGCAGCCGCUCCCAAAGGAAGUGCACCGGGUCCAGUAAUGCUGUGUGUCGGUGAAUGCAGACCAGAACUGCGUGCACAGUCCUCCCAGCUCUACUCCUUUGUGACCCCUUCAAUGCUGGCGUUGACUCCAGGCAGAGGACCAGAAUCCGGGGGCACUAAGGUCACCAUUGUGGGAGAGAAUCUGGGGGCUGGCAGCACAGUUAAUGUGUACUUUGGUAAUCAGACCUGUGAGUUGUACAGGAGGACCAUGUCAGAGAUUGUGUGCUUCUCUGCUCCAUCUGUGCUGGGAGCAGGACUGGUGCAGGUUAGUUUGAGUGUCGACCGAGCCAAUGUUCCUGGAAGUCUGGCCUUUGAAUACAUCGAAGACCCAACAGUCCAGCGCAUUGAACCUCUAUGGAGCAUCACAAGUGGUCACACCACCCUGACUGUAACUGGAACAAACCUGGAUGUGGUUCAAGAGCCGCGGGUCAGAGUCAAAUAUGCGGGCCAUGAAUCUGUCAAUGUGUGUAAAGUGCUGAAUACGACAACCAUCAGCUGCUUCGCUCCCUCUCUGAAGGCCGAGUACACCACAGACCAGGAGACCAUCAAACACGUGGACGAGUUUGGCUUUGUCUUCAAUAAUGUCCAAGCCCUGCUCACCUACAAUAACACAAGCUUUGUGUACUACCCCAACCCUUACCUGGCCCUCAGCCUGUCAGGGGUCCUGGAACAGAAACCGGGUGCUCCCAUCAUACUCAAAGGCCGUAACCUGGUACCAUCUGCAUCUGGCGGAGCGCGGCUGAAUUACACAGUGUUGAUCGGAGAUACCCCAUGUUCUCUUACCGUCUCUGACACACAGUUACUCUGUGAACCACCAAACCUCACCGGACAGCACAAAAUACUGGUUCAAGUAGGAGGACUCCACAUCUCUCCUGGAGAAGUUCACAUCCGCUCAGACAGCCUACUCACCCUCCCUGCCAUCUUCAGCAUCACAGCCGGAGGAGGGCUCCUUCUCAUCAUCGUCAUCAUCGUCCUUCUUGCCUACAGACGAAAGUCACAUGAGAAUGAUCUCACUCUGAAGCGGUUGCAGAUGCAGAUGGACAAUCUGGAGUCUCGGGUGGCUCUGGAGUGCAAAGAAGCUUUCGCAGAACUACAGACCGACAUCAAUGAGCUAACGAGCGAUCUGGACAGGGCUGGCAUCCCGUACCUGGACUAUCGCACUUACGCCAUGAGAGUACUCUUCCCUGGUAUCGAUGAUCACCCUGUGCUCAGAGAACUGGAGGUGCCAGGCAGUGGACAGGCCAAUGUGGAGAAAGCCUUGAAGCAGUUUGCCCAGCUGGUGAAUAACAAGGUUUUCCUGCUGACAUUCAUCCGUACGCUGGAGGCUCAGCGCUCUUUCUCCAUGCGUGACCGUGGCUACGUCGCCCACUUAUCAUGGACCGCUCUGCAGGGACGACUGGAGUAUGCUACAGACAUACUCAAACAUCUGCUCUCUGACCUAAUAGAACGCAACCUUAGAGGCAAGAACCACCCUAAACUACUCCUGCGCAGAACGGAAUCGGUCGCAGAGAAGAUGCUGACAAAUUGGUUUGCCUUCUUGCUCCACAAAUUUCUCAAGGAGUGUGCUGGCGAACCACUCUUCAUGCUAUACUGUGCCAUCAAACAACAAAUGGAAAAGGGACCCAUAGACUCCAUCACUGGAGAGGCGCGAUAUUCCCUCAGUGAGGACAAACUCAUCCGACAGCAGAUCGAAUACAAAACGCUGACACUGAGCUGUGUGAACCCAGACAACGAGAACAGCCCAGAAAUCCCUGUCAAGGUGCUCAACUGUGACACCAUCACCCAGGUAAAAGAGAAGAUCCUGGAUGCGGUGUACAAGAACAUGCCCUACUCAAGCGGGCCACGAGCUACAGAUAUGGAUCUAGAGUGGCGGCAGGGCAGGACGGCGCGUGUGGUCCUUCAGGAUGAGGACAUCACCACAAAGAUAGAGAGUGACUGGAAGAGACUGAACACGCUCAUGCAUUACCAGGUGUCUGAGCGCUGUGUGGUGGCCUUAGUGCCCAAACAGAUGUCUUCUUUCAACAUCCCGUCCUCGGCCAGCUUCCCUCGCAGUAUCAGCAGAUACGGGGUAGAUGUGCCCUUCCGGUCCACCCCCACCAGCCCGGACAGCCCCCACUCCCGUGUGCCCAUGCUGACCCCCGACUUGGAGAGCGGGGUCAAAGUUUGGCACUUGGUAAAGAACCAUGACCACGGAGACCAGAAAGAGGGGGAACGUGGCAGCAAGAUGGUGUCUGAGAUCUACCUGACAAGACUACUGGCAACAAAGGGCACACUUCAGAAGUUUGUGGACGACCUGUUUGAGACUCUGUUCAGCACUGUGUGUCGAGGCACCGCCCUGCCACUCGCAAUCAAAUACAUGUUUGAUUUUUUGGAUGAGCAGGCAGACAGACACGGCAUCCAUGACAUGGAUGUUCGUCACACCUGGAAGAGUAACUGCCUGCCACUGCGAUUCUGGGUCAACGUGAUCAAGAAUCCCCAGUUUGUGUUUGACAUCCAUAAAAGCAGCAUCACGGACGCCUGUCUAUCUGUUGUGGCCCAAACCUUCAUGGACUCUUGUUCAACUUCUGAACAUCGUCUGGGCAAAGAUUCCCCAUCCACCAAACUCCUCUAUGCCAAGGACAUACCGCAUUACAAGAGCUGGGUAGAAAGGUAUUACGCUGACAUCAACCGCCUGCCUGCCAUCAGUGAUCAGGAUAUGAAUGCCUAUCUGGCUGAACAGGCCCGCCUUCACUCCAGUGAGUUCAAUGUGCUCAGUGCCCUCCAUGAGAUCUUCGCUUACGUCAGCAAGUACAGCCAAGAGAUCACUGAGGCACUGGAGCAGGAUGAACAGGCCCAGAAGCAGAAGUUGGCGUACAAAGUGGAGCAGAUCAUCUCAGCCAUGUCUACAGAGAGCUGAGACACACAAACACAUGAUAUGCACACACUCACACACAUUGGAAGGCAGACUAUCAACACACACAUACACACACACACACAUAUUAUAAUGCUGUAUGCAGAGACUUUAUGGGCCUACUGUAUAAAUGGACAAUGCAUACACAACGAGACACAAACACAAAUGUACAUACAAACCACAACACGCAUCAAACAGAAAAAGAAUCCCAAAGCACGACUUUUGAAUCCAAUGUCAUCGUCUUUUCAGAGGAAACUCCAACGGGCAAAUAUCCAACUCCUAAAAUGCUCAUAUAUGGAGAGAGGAGAAAAAGAGGAUUUGGGCCAUCACGGCUGCUGCAUUUGCCGCCAAUUCUUUUUCCGCUGGGUAAUGGUUUGUCUUUGUAGUCAGUGCUUUUACUAAAUGCGUGUGUGUGGCAUGGCUGGAUCUCUGAAGAGAACGGCACUUAAUAAAGAAUGACUAAACUUGAAAAGUCAGUGGAGAAGCUCAAACAAAGACAGGAGCCUAUUAAAUGGGACGGCACAUGUGGCGUGAAGAGACUCAAAGUACUUUUUAUAUGUCAAAGACGAAGGACAUUUACUCACACAACAUAUCACAAGCUUGGAAUGACAUUGCCAUUGGGAGCCAUUUGGAGAAGAAAUGUGUAACUUUGCGUCGUCGAGCCUUUUCAUGUUGCCUAAAGGCCUAAAGCAGACAAUAAAGAAGAUGUUUUGUUUAGAAAAGACUUUACGAAGUAUAACACUGCUAGAGAUUUGAACAGUCUACAGAAAAUUUGUCAUCUAAGGUGCAGGCCCGAUGCUUUAAUAAUCCAAGACUGAGAAUGCAUUACUUUCAGAUUUGAUAUAUACUGUAUGUAGAGAUAUUUCCAGACCCAAUCCCUGGCUUUUGUGCCAAAUAUAAUAUGUCUCAUGUUUCAUUUAUGUUAAAUGCGCUUGCAGAAGCUAUUAAUAAUCCAUGCCAUUGUACAGAAAGAUCCCAUUUGCGAUAGGUAAUUUUUUACAGUGAUGAUCUAUAGACCACUAAUUCAGCCAUUCAAAGAUAAGUGGAGGCAAAAUUGAAGUGUAGCAGAAAGCAUGAUUAAUGGGCGCUAUAAGCUAGAUCGUGGGUCAGAUUAGCCAACCUCAGCCACCAGCGCCCCCCCCCCCCCCCCGUCUCAUCAGUCAUUGUUUACAUUGAGCGUGAUACUUGAAAUGCACCGUGUGUACGAGAUAUUUAGAACACCUGCUUCUGUGGCGAUUUAAUCUGGUCAGAUUGAGUUAGAUGAAGGCUUUGAUGCCUCAUUGAUUUUUUUCCAAUAAAUCCACUCUGAACACAACCUGAUAAUUAAACGUGUCAAAAAACAAAACAAAAGAGGAAGAGGAAUUCCAAAUGAUGGGAUUUUUUUUUUUUGUUUGUUUUAUCUUGAAGAGACUGUAAAGUAAGGUGUUUCUAAUGUUUCUCCACAGUGUGACUUUAUAAUUUAGGAUAAUUUUUUUUGGAUCAGCAGUUGAUCCUUGUAAAGUCAGUUUCUUGUUUUUUUGCAUUUGCAUUCUAGCGCUAUCUUUGAUUUCGUCCAGGCUGUUUAAGUCUUAGUAGAACUGACAUGUUAAUUUGGCGUUCAAAUGUACAUUUUACCAGACUGCUUGUUGUCUCCUUGCUGCUGUAUUUAUUGAGUGCCAUAUCUAAACUUAAAAAUGAUUUUGAAAAGAUUUGCGUCGAUUCAGGGUUUUAGUUCUGAUUGUAUGUUUCUCCCAUUGCGCUGAUGAACAACGAGUUUCAUAAUGUGCUCGGAGCUAUUUCCUACUCACUGCAGUUGUCUAAUGGUGUCAUUCUGGAGAGCUGCUUUUUUUUUUUUUUUUUUUUUUUAACCAUGUCUGUAUAAGUGGAGUUAAUGUACUCCAAAAAGGACCUGAUUCAUAUUAAACGUAUUUAAAAAAAAAGAAGAUAAAAUAAGAAAUAAUGAAUACAUUUCCUGUUAAGUGUUGAAAUAUGACAGAGUUCAUCUGUUUCAUGUGUGGUUUGAUGAUAAUUUAUAACUGUGUUGUGCAAUAAACUGUCAAACGUUUCAACUGUAAUGUUUUUUAAACUAUAUAUUAUUGUAUAAAUAUUGUACAUACAAAACACUCCUAUUUUGCAAGGAAAAGAGUCACUUUGUACUGUUGUUAUACAUAAAAUGCGCAACUGAUGAAAAUGA